Messenger RNA from Cricetulus griseus (Chinese hamster), 2314 nucleotides. The record is from RefSeq and is a predicted model, not a curated record. NCBI's taxonomy places the organism in Eukaryota, Metazoa, Chordata, Mammalia, Rodentia, Cricetidae.
GGACGGAAGCCAGAAUCGCCUGAACCCCUGGCGCAAAGAUGGCAUCCUCCGCUUCUGCUGGGACUCCGGCGGGGAAGCGGGUGGUGAAUCAGGAAGAACUGAGGCGGUUGAUGAGGGAGAAGCAGCGCCUGAGCACCAACCGGAAGAGGAUAGAAUCCCCGUUCGCCAAGUACAACCGUCUGGGGCAGCUGAGCUGCGCACUUUGUAACACUCCGGUCAAGAGCGAGCUCCUGUGGCAGACCCAUGUUCUGGGAAAGCAGCACCGGGAAAGAGUAGCCGAGCUGAAAGGCACCAAGGGAGCAACCCAGGGCCCUUCGGCCGGCGCAGCGCCUCAGCCCAUCAAGAGGAGAGCCACGGAUGUGGAGAACCAAGACGCCAAGAAAGCCAAGGCCUCCGUGGGACCUCAGGUACAGCCCUCCACCUCGUCUGCCAACUUUGAGAAAUCGGGAAAGGAGGCAGCUAAGGCAACCUCCAGUAAACCUGGACUCGGUUUACUCCCUGAUUAUGAAGAUGAGGAAGAGGAGGAGGAAGAAGAGGGAGGUGGAGACGGGAGAAGGGACAGCAGCAAGCAUCUUCCAGAUGCACAGGGCAAAGACAACGAACACUCGCUUGCCUCUUCGAGAGAGACCACUAGCAAUGUGCUGCCAAAUGAUCCCUUUAAUACAAAUCCUCCCAAGGCCCCCUUAGUUCCUCAUUCAGGGUCAAUUGAGAAAGCAGAAAUACACGAAAAAGUGGUGGAAAGGAGGGAGAACACCGCCGAAGCAUUACCAGAAGGGUUCUUCGACGACCCUGAGGUAGACGCAAAGGUCCGGAAGGUUGACGCCCCAAAAGAUCAGAUGGACAAAGAGUGGGACGAGUUUCAAAAGGCCAUGAGGCAAGUCAACACUAUUUCCGAAGCUAUAGUUGCUGAAGAGGAUGAGGAGGGACGAUUGGACCGGCAGAUUGGAGAGAUUGAUGAGCAGAUAGAGUGUUACCGUCGGGUGGAAAAGCUGCGGAAUCGCCAGGAUGAAAUAAAAAACAAACUUAAAGAGGUUCUGACCAUAAAAGAAUUACAGAAAAAGGAAGAAGAGAAUGUGGACAGUGAUGAUGAGGGAGAAUUGCAGGAUUUACUGUCGCAGGAUUGGCGGGGGAAAGGGGCUUUGCUGUAAGGUUUUGAAGAUCCAAGCUUUCAAUCAGUCUCUGCUGCCCCGUAAAAAGUGUUGUGUCCUUGGGUACCCUGAGUUGUUGAGAUAAAAUAAGCCACUGAGAAGUAAUACUUCGGGGAAGGUACUUCGGUGCUAUUUAUUAGAAAAUGUUUGAGGUAAAACUGUUUUUGAUAUUUUUGAAAUUAUAACCGCAAAUUUGCCAACUUUUUCGUGUUUACAGUUGAUUUUCAGUUGUAAAAUCUUAAAUUGUAAAUAUUUUACAUAGCUAAAUAUAUAUUUAGAUAAGUCACUCUUUUGAAACUUAUAAAUCCAGAAGCCUGACCAAAAAGACAAGUUUAUAUGACUUCGAUGUACAUGUAUAUUUUCACGCCUUAAACUCCAGGGAUUGGGGCUUUUGGGAGGUUGUUUUUAAAAGGCUAUUCAUAAACACAUAUAUUUUUUUGUAAAGCAGUGAAUGAGUACUCUGUUUCAAAAACAUACUUCAUGAGAUGAAAUCACUGAGACAAACAUGACACAAAUGCCCAACCUCCUUAAGCCAACACUUCUUUUAACAAGACCAAUGGUUGUCAAGUGUAGGUCAGUAUCACCUGUGAAACUUUUGAUUGUGCCUGAACUGUCAAAUCACCUAUGAAUGAAGCUGUCGUGCUGAAUCCUAGCCUUAGAUUCCAUAAAUCUAAAUGGGGUCCACAUGACAGUAUUCCUGAAUGUUCCCAGGUUAUUCUAAUAUAUGCUCAAGUUGCAGAGCCCUAAGUCCAAACCUAUUCAUAUAUUUUUUUCAGGAUUUAUUUUUCUCUAAAGUUCUAUAAAUAUACUGUACUCCCUGCCCAGCAGUGGUGCUAGGCACUCUAUUCAGGACUGUGGGAAUGCGAGGUACAGCUACCACAACUGAGCUAGUUUUUGAGUGAAGGAAAUACUACCUUUUCUUUCUACCCCUACCCCAUUGAGUCUGAAAUUUGACUUUUUUUUUUUUUUUUUUUUUGGUGUGUGUGUGUGUGUGUGUGUGUUAAAUUAGACUUGUGUUUACAGGUCCUUUCAAUUGAAGGAAGAUGUUUACAUUGCUAGGAAAGCAAUGAAAUGACAAUUGCCUUACUAGCUGUUGAUAGUUUAAAGCACUCCUCUCUUUGGAGAAUGAGGUGUUCAAAAAGGAAAAUAAAUAGCAAUGUUUAACA